UUAAACUUUAAUUAUAAAGUCGCUAAUUAAACAUAUGGACAUGCAAAUAAUGUUAAAUACAUUUUCAACUUUGCAUUAUAUAGUGAUAAAGUCGAAAUUCCUCUGUAUUCAUGUUGCAGAUAAACAACGUGUCCCUGGAGGGUGUGAAGAGUGUAUCGGAGGCGAUGGCGUUGCUGAAUGAGUGCCAGUACGAGUCUGUCGCACUCACUCUGCUCAGACCGUUAUAUACAUGCUGCAAUAAUACUAGAGACAGGAUGUCGAUGUACGACCAUUCGCGCUCGUACUCGGACAGUAAGAUGGUAAACAUCUGCUCGCAGACUGAUGAAUCUUGGUGUCAGUUUGUACAGCCUCCCUCCGAUACUAAGGUCCACAUAGAUCACGGUAUGCCAGACUUCGACAGAAGAUAUGUGUACCAUGUAGCCGCUGGGAGCCAGGGGAAGAUUCCACAGGAGAGAGGGACAUGGGAUAUGAUCCGGGGGAAAAUUGAGGCGGUGACGGGUCGCAGCAAGUCCAAGGAUAAACAGAAUAAGGUGCCGGAAUCUGAUGCGAUCGCGGAGCUAGACUCCGUUAUCGAUAGUUAUCAUGGAAAAACAAUAAAAGAAACUAGUAGCGUGCUAAAACGUUCGCGGAGAAAGAAUAAAGAGUCACAGAGUGAUUCUAAGAAUGGUGGCACGUGGCCCAAGGCGAGGGCCAACUUCAUACUAGAGGAGAACUCCACUGGAACCAUCGUGCAGCCUCGCUCCAGGAAGGAGAGGCCGCCUCUCUCCAUCCUACUCAGCCCGCCUACAAAACUCCCGCCGGAACCGCAGCGGUCAAACACCAAUAGAAACUCGAAUCCCAUACCUUUGGGUCAUGCGCCCCUCACGCAAGCCACCACGCCAGCUCGCCACUCAGUGUACAAGUCCAUAGAGUCGUCGCCAGCAAUCGAACACUUCCCGAAGCCGGCCCCUUUAACCAUACACAAGCCGUUCGCCUCCCCAAACAGUAUGAACUUCGAGAAGAUUCGUACGUUAGAGAAGGACAAGAUGUCCAUCAGUGAUUAUUCCGAACACGAUGUCACGCCCAAUCGACUGAGCUUAGUUCUAAACCCGUCAGACGAUUCGUUGGACUACCAGCCAGUGACCCGCAACCGGACUAAAAGCCCGCACUCCUUAGACUUCAUGGUCAACAAAGGCCCAAACUCUCUGGAUUUUGUCCCGAGGAAGUCACCCAGCUCGCUAGAACACUCGAUCAAAAAUCACCCAGGAAAAGACUUACUAGAUCAAUAUUAUUCGAAUAAGAAGUCAUCAUCACCGAAGACUGUGAACAAAUACCCUUCAGACAGUGAUAGUUUUGGACCUGACAGUUUAAACAGUAAUGCAAACUUUCCCAUGACGGGAACCUUGCCAUCACAAUCGAGGCUUCAAGCUUCUCAAUACUACAGAGGCCCUUUUGUGAAUUCCAACCCCCAUACCUCGAGUAGGUAUCCACAUUUAGCAAGUCCAACAAAUAUCCCCCAAAGUCAGUCGGGCGAGAGUAUUGGGACGAGCUACGACAUGCACUCGUUCACGUCGCACACGCACAAUAUGUCGGACCUACAGCCGGUGCCGCGCAACACCAGAGGGGGAGACUACCACCAUACCUACGAAGGUGGCACGUUCCCUCGUAAGAAAGAGAAUCAGAGGUUUCGUAUCCCCUCCAACCCGAGUGUCACGUCAAAAAACUCCGCGGGAAAGUUAAGUACAGGGUCAAUAGAGAGAAGUUCUGAACGAAAUUCUCCCAUGCCUACAUUUCACGUCGAAGUUUUAUCUCCGGGUCGGGGAGCGAAGCAAUUGACGCACAAAACUAGGAAUUCUAUGCCAGAGUAUUGCGGCUUAGGGUGGAACAAACCUUUACCCGGGGAGUUAAGGAGAGUGCACAUAGAUAAAAGCCAGCAACCGCUUGGCAUCCAGAUUUAUUGUCCGCCGAGUAGUGGCGGGGUGUUCGUGUCUACAGUAAACGACAACUCUCUUGCCAGUCAGGUCGGUCUGCAAGUGGGAGACCAACUGUUAGAAGUGUGUGGGAUCAACAUGCGCUCAGCUACCUACACACUCGCCGCUCGAGUGCUCAGACAGAUCGGGAACUCGAUAACUAUGCUCGUGCAAUACAGCCCUGAGAAAUAUAAGGACGAAGUCGAAGUUCCAGGAAGCUCGUCGUCUGGUGAGAGUUCGCACGACGAAGAAGUUUCAUUGUCUGGUUCACCGACACCCAGAAAUUCUCCCGGGCCGCAACAGUCUAUUAGACUGGAACAGCCUCCGACUGAAGUGGCUACCUUGAGGCAGUCACAGAACAACAAAGACUUGCCCAGAUUUCUUCUCAUUGAAAUGAGAAAUUGUUCAGACUUAGGGAUAAGUUUGGUGGGAGGUAACGCUGUGGGCAUAUUCGUGCAUAGUGUACAGAUAGAGUCGCCGGCGUAUAAUGCGGGGUUGAGGACAGGUGACCAGAUAUUAGAGUACAACAACGUGGAUCUAAGGCGAGCCACUGCCGAGCAAGCUGCCUUGGAGCUGGCUAAGCCGGCGGAUAAGGUGAGCGUGUUAGUUCGACACGACUUACAGCAAUACCACGAGAUCAAGGACAAGCCGGGCGACGCGUUCUAUAUCCGCGCGGGUUUCGACCGGUGCGCCAAGAUCACGUCGGUUGGCAUGGACACCAUCGACGAGUACUCUCUAUGGUUCCGUAAGGACGAGGUGUUGUUCGUGGACAAUACGCUGUUCAACGGCUCGCCCGGACUCUGGCGCGCUUGGCAACUCGACUGUAAGGGCGCCAAGCGGCACUGGGGGACCAUUCCUAGUAAAUUUAAGGUAGAAGAAAUACUCCGACGAUCGAUGGGUACACUGGAAGGCGACGCUCAGAGACGAGCGUCCACCACGGCUCGUCGUUCCUUCUUCCGUCGCAAGAAGCACAGGGACAGCAAGGAACUGGCUUCGUUCUCCAACACGGAGCUGGGCUGUUGGAGUGACAGUGGCACCCUCGCCGAUGACGUGCCAGUACUCUCCUACCAGAGGGUCGAGAGACUGCACUACGGCACGCAGCGUCCGGUGGUGGUGCUGGGCCCGCUGGCGGGCGCGGUGGCGGCGCGGCUGGCGUCGGACUGGCCGCACGCGUUCGGGCUGGCGCGCCCCGCCGCGCUGCCCGUCGCCGGCGCCGCGCCCGCGCUGCAGCGCGGCACGCAUCUCGAGCCCAGGCUGCGUCCCGACUGCACCCACAUCGACUGCAUCCCGCUGCAUGCCAUUAGGGAACUCGCUGAGAAGGGCAUCCACUGCAUCCUAGACAUAAGCGUAGCCACGAUAGAGAAACUUCACAAGCAGCAGAUCUACCCAAUAGUACUAUUCAUUAAGUUCAAAUCCUUCAAACAAAUCAAAGAGGUCAAGGACACGCGACACGCUGACAAGGUCACCGCUAAAGCGGCCAAGGAGAUGUAUGAACAUGGACUGAAGGUCGAAAAUGAGUACAGAAGUUACAUAUCAGCGGAGAUCCCAGCGGGCGUGAACAUAGCGUACACGUGCACGCAGAUCAAGGCGGCCGUGGAGGAGGAGCAGAAUAAGACGCUGUGGGUGCCCUCCGUGCAGGCCUGACCCCUGCCCGCCGCGCCGCGCGCCCCGCCCCGCGCCCCGCGCCGUCGCCACAAGGCCGUCACCUUCUGCACGCACCGCCCGCGCCCCAAGCGCCCCGAGUCCACCCCUGCGCCUCGCCCCGCGCCCCGCCCCGCCUCGUACUACUCCGACCCCGGUCGCGAGGACCAGCCCCUGCGGAAGAAGGAGCAGCCCCGCAGUGACUCCACCGACUCCGACCUCAGGUACUACUCCGAGCCCGACGCCAAGUAUUUCGAAAUUGAUUACGAAUUUCUCAAAGAACUCCGUCGAAUCGCACGCAACAACUGCCCCAAGUGUCGCAGGAAACGUUCAAGGCGGAAUGACCGCGGAGAAUACAAGGAAAAGUCGUCGAAAGAUAAAGCCAAGACACCCAGAAGUUCUCGGCUUAAAGAAAACUACGUGUACUGUAACGGUAGGUACCACAGUGAAAAAGAACACUGCCAGCUUUGCUGUAGGGUCUGCAACCGAUCCACGGAUACACUCGAUUCGAUCGACGACGACCAAUACUCGAUGGUAUCGAAAAGUUACAGUCAGCCUAAAGUCACAUCGCGCUCCAAAUCAACGCCCAGAAACUCCCGUGAGCGCAAAAAUUCAAUACAAUCAAAUAAAUCGGUAUCAUUCCUUGAAUCGAGUAACGAUGAAUCGAUUAGGGAAGAACCGAACUAUACGGCUAAAAGCUUUACGAAUGAUUUAAAGAAGUUUUUGUUGAAACCGUCAGCGCCGCGACAGAGUUUGCGCGAUAAAUUCAUUACGAGUUUCAAACAGGAAUUCGAAGCGACAAAGAGGUCUCCGAAACUGAAAGCUAUAAAAGGUCUAUGGAAGUCUUACUGAAACGCAGUGAUUGAGCAUUGACCAAAUGUUUGAUGAAAAUCGUUUACAAUUUAUACAUGUGCCAACUUUUGCUGACAAUGUUGUUUUGUUUCACAAGUAUAUGAGAUCGGUAUCGAUGCUGUAAAAUAUAUAUUGACUUGAACUGUCGAUCUUUAAUCUAAGUUUAUUUAUUUUUCUUUUGGUGCUUUAUUACUUAACACUGAAAUUAGUGUCGCGGCUGUCCUAUGUACAAUUCGUUAGUGAAUGCCAACUGAAUAGAUUUAUCGACUUUUGAUAGAGUCCGGGACAGUUGUCGUAACACUAAUUGAAAGUGUGGUUCUAUAUUUCUUAUAAAACGUAAGUGUUCAUAAUUGGUCUAAAGGAAACUGAAAUCCAAGGUUUCGGUGCUAGUGGGGAAAGCGUUAUACAACUUUACACGAUGUAUUAUACUUCACAUUAUACUCCGAUAAUAUAUACAUAGACAAAAUAUAUACGUAUAUGUGCAAUAACUAUUGGAUUACGGGUCGGUUCGUGUUGCAUUGGAAAGAGAGACCAAAUUGUUUGUAACAAUAAAAAAACGAUUAAUAACAUCUUUGCAAUAGUUAAAAAAAUGGUUUCUAGAAUCGUAAAGCUUAUUCAUACGAUAUCAUUUUCUUGAGCAAUUGUGUUCUAUUUUAAGGUUUUUACGGUAUACCGUCUGUAUUGUUUUGACCAUAAAACAAGUCAAAAAACGUGCAUCUCCCACGGCUGCGAUUCCGAUGUGACACGAGCCUAUCCUUUUAUAAAACAUUUUUCUUACAUAUUUAUAAAUAAAUAAGUAUAAGAUAUUGAACUAUCAUCACUUUUUACGACUAUGGAAUUUAAUGCACACAAUAUGAAUAAUCUUGGCCUAUUUACGCACGAUUGUCACAAUAAUUAGAUAUUUCGAAAGCCUUGGCUGUCUAUCAAGACGAAAAAGGACGUAUAAAAUAAGUAUGACAUUAAAUAUUAGAAUCGUAAAAAUCUUGUUAUCGUAUCUGUGAAUUAGAGAAAUUGGACUGUUCCAAACUUAGGUACUGUGGCACAUUGUAGGUCUUGAUAGGAACUAUGUAACUUAGUGUGGGCCACUAGUAAUUGCAUGCGUCCUUAUUUUAUCAAAUCACAGGUCAAUUGAUCGUCAUAUCGUAAUAUAAAACGAUAAAGUAUAUGAAAAAAUAAACGCUACAUUUUUUUACAAAUAACUCUUCAAAAAAAAAACGGACUUCGUUUGCGUAUCGUACACAGAAAAUAUUUUAUUUUUUGUUGGCUAAUCAUAGAUCCUAGAAAUCGUCUGGUAAUACAAUACGACGCGCAUUGGCCUGUCUAUCACUGAUAUAAAUAAUACAGUAGUACCCUAGGGAUCACUUAGUGACGAUAUAGUUACAUUUUGUUGUUUAUAAAUGUUUAUACAUAAUGGUGUUUUAGCUAAAUAUAUAGACUUUUAUAUAGUCACUAUUUGCAUGAAUUAGUAUCUAAACGGUGAUUUCAAUGUCCUAAUCGUGUAGGAAUAUUCUGUUUUGGGGUUGCCAUUUCUGUAAGGGGUAGUGUGGUCGUAAGAAAAAAAUGUUUUAAGAAAGUUUAUCAUUUCAAUUAGUCUCGAUUCAAUGAUGAAGGUUCACAACGAACUUAAAACGUGUCAUCGUCACAAUUUUAGAGUUGUGUUAUUUUCUGAUAUAAAAUGUUGCCAAUUAUGUGUUGUAUUUUCCGCCCCAAAUCUAGUUCUAAUACUUUUCUUAUAUUUAUGUGAACAUUAGAUUCUGAAAUGUUUUUAAAUAUAGGGAUAAUAAUUGUGCUCUAAUGUCCUGGUAUAUAGGAGGAUUUUUAACAAGUAGUCCAUUAUAUUUGAUUGGAUUUCAAAGAGAAAAGUUAUACGACUUCGUAAGACUGUAGUAUUACACUAGUAGUUCGUAUUGUAACGACGCCGUCUCGUAAACACGUGUUAUUUCUUUAUAGUUUUCAUUUAUUAUGUACAUAUUUCUUCUCCUAUAGAGAAUUUACAGGCCUAUAUAGUAUAUUGUAUUGUAUAGAAGUUUUUGUUAUGAGUGCUAAUACCCGGUUUCAGUAUUUAUUUUUAUUAUAUUCAUAUCCUUUUUCUUAUGGCCUAACACCAAGUCUGAAUAUGAAAUUAGCUUUCGUUCAUCGUUUAGAAAUCUGGCGUUAGCAUACUUUAAGUAUUAUUUAUUAUAAACUUCUUAUAAUCAAAGACCUUUUCAGGUGCCAAAUGAUUAAUUAUUUUGACCGGCUUUUUUGUACCGGAGUUUAAUCGAUAGAUUUUGUAUCCGGGUGUCUACCGCAACUUUAAAACGAACGUCGAUCACAUAAUUCAUUGCGGUUUUCAAACGCCAAUUUCUACGAUACAUUUUAUUGGUCUAUACAAAUACCUCAAUGUAAGAAACUCAACUUUCGACCGACAAUGAAUAGGAACACCCAAUGAGACGAGAUGUUUUGAAAUAGAAACUUGAAUACACGCGAAUAAAGUUCAUUUCUAGUUGAUGUCAGAAAUAUCAUACACCAUUUUGGUGAUUAAUGAAAAAUAAACCUAAAUACAAAAGUUAUAAUGACGAUUUCAUCUCGUCUCGUGGUGGAACAAUAGACAAUUAUUUUUGAAAUAUAUUGCGAUUUUUUUAUUAACUGAGCUGAUUACUCCAAUGUUUGUGACGCGAUGUAAAGCGAUCUCAUUGAUAUUAACGUGUGAUGAGGCUUAUUGACACAGAUUUUUAAUAAUUUUUCAGCACAUUUUUUGUAGUUUUAAGUUUUUUUGGACAGAUUUUUUGAUAAUACGUUGUUUCAAUGCUGUUGGAUUACAAAUGUACUAUGUCGUAAUCGUUUGAAAUAUCGACUGUGACAAUACUGGAUUAAUUACUGACUAGGACUACACAAUCGCCAAUCAAGAAAAUUUUCAAUCGACAUAAGAAUUUAGGAGCCUUUUGUAAAGUACCAUUUCUAUAAUUGAAUUUUUAUUGCGUGUUGGUAAGAAAAUAGCAAGAGAAAUAUAAGAUUUUCUUAGUACUAGUUUUGCUAUCAUCGCUAGUAUAUUUGUGUUCAGCCUUUUGCAGUUUUUAUUAUUUAAUUUCAGCUUUCAGCUUUUACUUAAGCCGGAUGGCAUUUUUUUUUCAAUAUGUUUGUAUUGUCUGUGUUUUUCAAGGGAAAUAAAUGACUAUGUUUUUUAACAAAUAGACAGAUUUCGAAGAUGUACAUAGAUGGCAAUGUUAGUAUACCAAGUUCAAUGAAUUAUGGCGUUUUGAAAUUGCAGUUUCUAUUAUUUUUGAAAAUGUUGGCAGAAUAGCUAUUGGAUGGGUAAUUUGUGCAGGCCAGUUGUGUCCUCUUUUUUGUGUAUUGGUUUUGUGAUGAAUAUUUUAAAUAAUUCCGGGAAGACACUUUCUGGGAAUGAUUGAUUUAUCAGGGACACCAGUGGCAGCACGAGUUGUUCGGCUUAUUUUUCUAAUAGUGUGGGAGUUUGUCGUGAUCAAAAUUUUUUUUAGGUUUG
Molecule: messenger RNA, 7926 nt
Organism: Spodoptera exigua (beet armyworm)
Lineage: Eukaryota; Metazoa; Arthropoda; Insecta; Lepidoptera; Noctuidae
Source: the annotation of a GenBank genome assembly